CUCAGCUGACAGGCAGCGGCUGGGUGGGGGAGCUUCGAGGAUGGCGGCGUCCGGGCCGCUGAUACUGCGGGAGAGCCCCAGCAUGAAAAAAGCAGUGUCGCUGAUAAAUGCAAUAGAUAUAGGAAGAUUUCCUCGAUUGCUCACCCGAAUUCUGCAAAAACUUCACCUGAAGGCUGAGAGCAGUUUCAGUGAAGAAGAGGAAGAAAAACUUGAAGCUGCAUUUUCUCUAGAGAAACAAGAUCUUCACCUAGUUCUUGAAACAAUAUCAUUUAUUUUAGAACAGGCAGUAUAUCACAAUGUGAAGCCAGCAGCUUUGCAACAGCAACUAGAGAACAUUCAUCUUAGUCAAGACAAAGCAGAAUCAUUUGUCAAUGCUUGGUCUUCUAUGGGUCAAGAAACAGUUGAAAAGUUCAGGCAGAGGAUUCUGGCUCCCCACAAGCUAGAGACGGUCGGAUGGCAGCUGAACCUUCAAAUGGCUCACUCUGGUCAAGCUAAACUAAAAUCUCCUCAAGCUGUGUUACAACUAGGAAUGAGCAAUGAAGAUUCAAAGGAGGAUCCAAAAACUUGAUCUUGGUGUUACCAGCAUCCCACUCUAUCGAGUGAGCUAACUAGCCAGCCUAUUUGUGACAGUCUUUGAUGUCAGAUUCAAGUAUCACUUUAUUUAUCUGAAGAAAUAGCUUAUCUUGCAAGGUACUUUUCAUACAAGAACAUUUCAUAAUGUCCUCUUCUAAAUUCUGCAAUAAAAAAAUUGGUGAAUACCGUAUAAAAUUUUAAUUUUAAUGUUUUAGAUAUUUGUGGAUAUUCCUGGAUGCUUUGUGUGUUAAGUUGCAUACAAAUAGUAGAGGGAAUAUUAUUUGUUGUCUGUCCAAUGCC
Molecule: messenger RNA, 873 nt
Organism: Galeopterus variegatus (Sunda flying lemur)
Lineage: Eukaryota; Metazoa; Chordata; Mammalia; Dermoptera; Cynocephalidae
Gene: COMMD10
Product: COMM domain containing 10
Exons: 6
Coding region: 41-568 (175 amino acids)
Source: RefSeq, a predicted model, not a curated record